CGCUCAGUUCCACAGGAGCCACAAAGCAGACUGGGAAACAUGGGUCUGAAGCGGCUUGAGUCUCGACUUUGUCUCCUGCUGCUGCUGGGACUUGUCCUAAUGCUUGCCUCAUGCCAGGGACAAACCCCUUCCCAGUGGUUUGACAUCCAACAUAUCUAUAAUAGAGCCUAUCACCGAUGUGAUGAUGCAAUGCGGGCCGUUAACAGUUACACGGGAGUGUGUAAAAACCUAAAUACUUUUCUUCAUACAACUUUUGCUGAUGUUGUCGGUGUGUGCCGUAAUCCACGUAAGAUCUGCAAAGACGGGAUAAGUAGAAAUUGUCAUGAUAGUUCAAAUCGGGUACAAGUAACUAUCUGUAUACUCACAACUCCGGCCAGUCAUUAUUCCAACUGCAGAUACCAAACAAGAAGAUCAGUGAAGUACUACACAGUUGCCUGUAGCCCCAGAACUCCACAGGACAGUCCCAGGUAUCCAGUCAUUCCAGUUCACUUGGAUGGGAUAUUUUAGCUCCAGUGCCAGCACUUUGCACCUUCACUCAUCUGCUACUUGCAAGAUCAUAGUAAUGAAGAACCAAGUCCCCUGUCUGCACUGCAUAUCAGCACCUGUCCUCAAGAAACCUAUCCCUGGCUUCCUUUAAUUUAGCUGAACAAAAAGUUUCUAAUCAAUAAACACUUUUGCACACAAA
Mus caroli (Ryukyu mouse) is the source of this 685-nucleotide messenger RNA. Its product is annotated as ribonuclease 2B-like. Gene Ontology annotation, molecular function: RNA nuclease activity; nucleic acid binding. NCBI's taxonomy places the organism in Eukaryota, Metazoa, Chordata, Mammalia, Rodentia, Muridae. Gene Ontology annotation, biological process: chemotaxis; defense response to Gram-positive bacterium; innate immune response in mucosa. The record is from RefSeq and is a predicted model, not a curated record.